UUGACUACCUGAUAAUUACCGCCGACAACAGAAAGCAAAAACCCUAAGAAAAUCCAGUUAGAUUGUCAUUCAAACCUGAAAAAUGGGAGUCGAGAAGCAAGUCAUCAGGCCUGGAACCGGUCCCAAACCCACCCCCGGUCAGACCGUCACCGUUCACUGCACUGGCUACGGGAAAAAUGGAGAUUUGUCUGAGAAAUUCUGGAGCACAAAGGAUCCAGGGCAGCAACCUUUCUCUUUCCAAAUUGGCAAGGGCUCUGUUAUAAAAGGAUGGGAUGAAGGUGUGAUGGGAAUGCAAGUGGCAGAAGUUGCUCGUCUUCGGUGCUCCCCAGACUAUGCUUAUGGUGCUGGUGGGUUUCCUGCAUGGGGAAUACAGCCAAACUCGGUUCUCGAAUUCGAGAUUGAAGUCCUAAGCUUGAAGUGAAUAGCAGGCAGUUGGUGACUGUCGAGAAAUACUAUGUAGCCCGAAUAACUCACCUGUGAUGAACAUAUAUAGAUAUUAUGGGGUAGCAUGUAUGAAUAUUAAAUGAGUAUCAAUAUGAGUCAUCUUAUUCAUGUA
This is a messenger RNA of Gossypium raimondii (Peruvian cotton), 556 nucleotides long. Its product is annotated as peptidyl-prolyl cis-trans isomerase FKBP12. The record is from RefSeq and is a predicted model, not a curated record. NCBI's taxonomy places the organism in Eukaryota, Viridiplantae, Streptophyta, Magnoliopsida, Malvales, Malvaceae. Gene Ontology annotation, molecular function: peptidyl-prolyl cis-trans isomerase activity. The coding region runs from base 83 to 421 and encodes 112 amino acids. The transcript is spliced from 5 exons.